Messenger RNA from Gavia stellata (red-throated loon), 1095 nucleotides. It is a transcript of the gene CPM, whose product is annotated as carboxypeptidase M. Gene Ontology annotation, molecular function: metallocarboxypeptidase activity; zinc ion binding. The record is from RefSeq and is a predicted model, not a curated record. Lineage: Eukaryota; Metazoa; Chordata; Aves; Gaviiformes; Gaviidae. The transcript has 7 exons. Bases 16 to 1095 code for a protein of 359 amino acids. Gene Ontology annotation, cellular component: cell surface. Gene Ontology annotation, biological process: proteolysis.
AAGUAUGUUGCUAAUAUGCAUGGGGAUGAGACUGUUGGGAGAGAAAUCCUGCUCCAUUUGAUAGACUUCCUGGUGACCAGCUAUAGACGUGACCCAGUUAUUACGCGGUUACUCAAUAAUACCCGGAUUCACAUCAUGCCAACAAUGAAUCCUGAUGGAUUUGAGGCUACAAAAGUGCCUGAUUGUUAUUACACACAAGGAAGGUACAAUAAGAAUGGAGAAGAUCUGAACAGAAAUUUUCCUGAUGCCUUUGAAAAUAACAACGCUAGCAUUCAGCCAGAGACUCAAGCAGUGAUGAACUGGAUAAAAAAUGAGACGUUUGUUCUUUCAGCAAACUUGCAUGGGGGUGCCCUGGUUGCCAGUUACACCUUUGAUAAUGGUAACUCAGUUACUGGCUCUUUGAAAGGCUAUAGCAGGUCUCCAGAUGAUGAUGUCUUUAUUCAUCUGGCAAAAACCUAUUCUUUCAACCAUGCCAGCAUGUACAAAGGGACUGGGUGUGACAAGAGACAAACCUUUCCAGAAGGCAUUACCAACGGGUAUUCUUGGUACCAGCUGGAAGGUGGAAUGCAAGAUUACAACUAUGUCUGGGGACAAUGUUUUGAAAUUACACUGGAGCUGUCAUGCUGUAAAUAUCCUCCAGCAGACCAGCUGGAAAAGUUCUGGAGAGACAACAAAGUUGCUCUGAUCGAAUAUAUAAAACAAGUACAUCUAGGUGUCAAGGGUCAAGUUACUGAUAAGAAUGGGAAUCCUAUUCCCAAUGCCAUCGUGGAAGCCAAAGGAAGGCCUCACGUCUGCCCCUACAGAACAAAUGAACACGGGGAGUACUUUCUUCUCCUUUUGCCUGGGACAUAUGUGAUCAAUGCUACUGUACCAGGAUUUAAAUCAAUGCUGAAGACAGUGGAAAUACCCGACAAUACUGGUAACUUCAGUGCUUUGAAACACGACUUCUCUUUCUCAGAAGUCUCUACCAGAUCAAGAGCUGCUUCAUGUCCCAGAACUCCCCUCUACCAAGAGCUCCAACGGGCUUCAGCUGCAGUAAAACCAACUCUGCAUAUCUUGGUUUUAAUGACCAUUAUGCUUGUAAUUUUCAAAUAA